UCCUUGAUUCUAUGGGGAACGUACAUUUUCCUCCUCUCCAUUUUAUCUGCACAGUUCCCCAAGCUCCCCCAGUGUGGUAGACAAGUACUUAACCACUGGGUGUAUUAUGCCACAUUCUCAGAGAUGGAAACACAAAACCCUAGUUUAGUGAUUACAGAAGAGAAUUCAAUUUUUUUUAAUCAACAAAGCUUUAAAGCGUAGCACUCUAAAAGCCUUGUUGAAAUAAUUCAGGUUACAGUAGCUGCUUCUUUUAAAACUAAAACCAAACCUAGGGUACCAUCUGUCUUUCUUUUACAAUUUGAAUGUUUUGUUUAUUGUUCCCUUCAAUUGUCUGAAGUCAGGGGCAAGAGAUGAACACAGCCCAUCAUCUACUCACUCAGUGCCCCAGUUUUUCAUUUCCGUAUAGUCUUGCAUUCACUCUUUCUUGAGGGGAGAAAAGAUGGGGAAAUCCUGAGGGAUUAGUUCUUUUUCAGUUACCACCCCUGGAUAGGCAACCCCCAGCAUUGAGAUUUUCCUGCUGCCUGCCUUCUCUGUUUUUCCGCUAGUGGGAUGUUCCUGCAGAACAACAAAGCCGCUGCCUGCUCUUGAAAACAGCGUUUGAGGGGUUGGGGGAAGAAGUCAUAGAGGGAACCGCUGCAUUCAGGAAAUGAAGGAGGAAGCUUGAUUGAAAACUGCUUACAAAAGGCCUCCAAGCUGUCAAUAAGCUGUGUAACAAGGCCCCUGGGCCUCUGUCAUUCUUCUGCCAGACUGUAAAGCUUCCAGCCACACUCUCCAGCACUCCAAACUGCCUCCACUCAGUGGAGCGAUGGCACUCCAGGCCCUGCUAGAGACUGUAGAAUGUGGGGAGCAAGAUACAGUCCUCAAGGUGCUGCAGAUCUACAACCAAGAGAGGUCUCAGUGUUUCACGUUUGAAGAUGAAGAACGAGAAGAAAGGAAGAAGCUGGCAGUGUUCCUUAUCAAGUUCUUGGAGAGAGAACUCCAGCCAUCCUGCCAGGUCACAUGCUUGGAAAGCAUACGCAUCUUGUCCAGGGACAAAAGCUGCCUUGGCCCUUUCUCAACCAUGGAGAGCUUGAAGAUGCUAGCUAGGCAUGCUGGGAUUGAUUACACAGAUGAACAAAUUCAAGAGAUUCCAGACCAGGAUGUGAUCCUGGAGGCACUAAAAUGCCUGUGCAACAUUGUCUUCAGCAGCCGUGCAGCUCAGGAGCUGACCUUUGAAGCCCGGCUUGUGUUAGGCCUCACAGAUCGUAUCAAACUCUACAAUGAAAGAAACCUUCCCCAUGACAUCAAGUUUUUUGACUUGCGUCUUCUCUUCUUGCUGACGGCACUAAGGUUGGACAUCCGGCAGCAAUUUGCUCUGGAACUUCGGGGCAUUGGGCUGAUGGCAGAUACUCUGGAGCUUACACUAGGAGUGAAGUGGAUAGAUCCUCAUGAGGUGGCAGCUGAGAACCCUGGCAUGCCCUUACCUCGACAGGAGGCUGAGCUUGCCAUGGAGAUUCUGAAGGUGCUCUUCAAUAUCACUUAUGAUACCAGCAAAAGAGAAGUAGAUGAGGAAGAUGCAGCUCUGUACCGGCGCCUGAGUGCCCUCCUCCGUCAUUGCCUGAUGAUUUCAGCUCAUGGUGAGGACAGAACAGAAGAAUUUCACAGCCACACAGUGAACCUCCUGGGCAAUCUGCCCCUCAAGUGUCUGGAUGUCCUGCUGCUACCCAAAGUGCAGCCAGGCUCACUUGAAUACAUGGGAGUCAACAUGGAUGCUGUCAACGUUCUGCUGGAUUUCCUUGACCGACGCCUUGACAGGGGUCACAAGCUUAAGGAAAGUCUGACUCCUGUGCUGAACUUGCUGACUGAGAGUGCCCGGGCCCACCGACAGACAAGGAAAUUCCUUAAAGCUAAGGUGCUACCCCCACUGCGUGAUGUGAAAAAUAGACCUGAGGUGGGGAAUUUGCUGAGGAAUAAGCUUGUGCGCCUCAUGACUCACAUUGACACCGAUGUGAAGCACUGUGCGGCAGAGUUCCUCUUUGUUCUCUGCAAGGAGAGUGUGGCACGGUUUGUGAAAUACACAGGAUAUGGGAAUGCUGCUGGGCUUCUGGCAGCACGAGGUCUCAUGGCUGGUGGCCGCCCCGACAGCGAAUACUCUGAGGAUGAAGAUACUGAUACAGAGGAGUAUAAGGAAGCAAAACACAAUAUUAACCCAAUAACUGGGCGUGUGGAGGAGAAACUUCCCAACCCAAUGGAGGGAAUGACAGAAGAGCAGAAGGAGUUUGAAGCAAUGAAACUGGUGAACAUGUUUGACAAACUCUCCAGACAGCAAGUCAUCCAGCCAAUGGGUGUGACUCCAGAGGGCAAUCUCACUGCUAUCAAUUUAGCUUCAAUAGAUGAUACUGUUCAACCAAUACUGGAAGAUAGGGCAACACAUGACUCUGAUUUGGAAUUGGACUGAAGCUCUCCAUUUCACUAAAAACUUAGGGACUCUCUACUCUCCCUCCAUGGCCAGUGCUGUACCAAGAGACUAGUUCCAGAAAAGGACACUCUAUGAGCUGGACACUCCUUACCUAGAUCAGUGUAACAUCUGCCUUUUCUCUAAACCUUAUGAGUACUGCUUCCCCAGAGAGUUCUUCACAGUUUGAUUUCUGCCUUGGUCUCUUCCUCUCGGUGUCCAUAAGAACCUGACACAGCCUCAGAACUUUCUAGUAGAAACCUUUCGAAGGUUAUGUAGGAGGGAGAGGGAGGUGCAGUCUAAAUACACUAAGAGAGCUCUUGCACAUCAAACAUUGUGAAUGCAAAUAUUAUAUGUGGCAUACAUGCACAGAAGUGUAUGUGUGUUUGCAGAUGGGGGUAUGUGUUGAUAUGCCAAGCACAUCUGUAGCAACCAUGCUUAUGGACUUGUUUUUAAGAAUACAUGGAUACACUGUGAAUGUGUACACACAAAAGAUGUAACUGGAUACUAUAGCAAUGUGAGAACCAGGCUAAGCCUCCAUUCUUUAUAUAUAUAUAUAUAUAUAUGUUACAUUAAACUCUAUACAGCUGGUUGUUACCUGUGGAAUGUGUAGACACAUUAUGGAUAUAUAGAAACACGUAGGUAAGUACAGGUUCACCUCACAUGUAUACUUUUGCAUAUGUCAGGAAUAUGUGGGAGAUCUGAGAAAUAUUCUUUGCUCAUGCAGACAUCUAGGCUGAUGACUUGGGGCCAGAAAGCCUUUGGCCCUUAGAGUGUUUAUGACAUUGUAUUGUUUUCUUCUUUCUACCAUGUUUAGUUUUCUGAACUCACCUAACCCUUUGUGCUCUCCAGGCAAAAGGCAGUGACAAAUUGCUUGAUCACACUCGUAUCUGCUUCUGUCUCAUGUUUCCACACCACUCUACAUUCAGCUUUCAUGGGUUGCUCUUGAGUACUUGCAUCAUUCAUUCUGAUUUUAGAUUUUUCUAUUUAAAGAAGCAGUCUCAAAUUCCAGCUUGUUUCUGCUUUACCAACAAUUUCUGAACUUAGCACAAAAUAAAUUAAAAGUUUUCACUAGGAUAAAAUAAAUCUUCAGAUAACAA
Messenger RNA from Sphaerodactylus townsendi, 3534 nucleotides. It is a transcript of the gene RIC8A, whose product is annotated as RIC8 guanine nucleotide exchange factor A. The transcript has 11 exons. The record is from RefSeq and is a predicted model, not a curated record. Gene Ontology annotation, cellular component: cytoplasm; plasma membrane. Gene Ontology annotation, biological process: G protein-coupled receptor signaling pathway. Gene Ontology annotation, molecular function: guanyl-nucleotide exchange factor activity; G-protein alpha-subunit binding. Bases 806 to 2437 code for a protein of 543 amino acids. Lineage: Eukaryota; Metazoa; Chordata; Lepidosauria; Squamata; Sphaerodactylidae.